This is a messenger RNA of Aspergillus calidoustus, 900 nucleotides long. NCBI's taxonomy places the organism in Eukaryota, Fungi, Ascomycota, Eurotiomycetes, Eurotiales, Aspergillaceae. The record is from the annotation of a GenBank genome assembly.
AUGGCCAUCAUGAAUCGGCUUGUGCAGGUCCUCUGCUUUUCAAUGAUUGCGUCGUCAGCUGUCGCAGCACCAGCUCCCGAAAGGCCGAAAGUCGACCAGGACACAAUUUCUCGAAUUGAGUACCGCGAAGUGAUCCAGAAUAUCGACAAGGAUUCAAUUCAAAAUUUUGUCGAUAAGAUCCGCGUUGCCCGCGCCAGUGUUCUUGAGGAUCAGAAGGUCGCCUUGCCCAGUCGGCCUUUGUUCGCAAAGAGACAGGAUAGUGGAAGCAAUUCGCCAGCUCCCACGGGCACAGUCACCGACACCCCGACCUCGACUGACUCCGAUACUUCGGAUCCUCCUACUUCGACUAGCGACACCGAGCCCGAGCCCGAGCCUACAACAACGACUACGACAUCAUCGGAAACUACAACCACAGAUCCAGAGCCCACUACUACUACAACCACAAGCACAACGUCCCAACCAGAGCCGGAGCCAACGCCGACCUCUGAUACCACACAACCCCCUUCCAGCACCACAACCACAACCUCUGACCCGCCAACGUCUACUGAUUCGGAGCCCACCAGUUCUUCUCCGGAGCCAACCUCGUCGACGACUAGAGCCACUUCGACGUCUUCCACUUCUACAUCGGAGGAGACCACUACAGAAGAAUCUACCACCGAUUCUUCCACAACGACCGAGUUCACCUCGACAUUCCUCAGUACAUCGACCCGCCCAGACGGUGUGCUAGUCACCGUCACGGCUACCGCCGUCGUCCAUCCGACCCAGUCUUCUGAUGGUGAAGCAACCACCACAGGACCAGCCCCGGGUCUCCAGACCCACGACAACGGUGCCUCGUCCAACAUGGCCAGUGGUCUACUCGCAAUGAUGGGAGGCGCCGCUAUCGCCGUGGCCAUCAUCUAA